CUCAAGACACCUUACAAGAAAUCGACCUUACGAUCUGUUUUGAUCUCAUCUUACUCCACACAUGCUCGCCAUGCGUGUCUUUGUCUUGGCCACUUUGUGGCCAUCGCUGGAAGGUUCAGCUUGUGCCAAAAGUGCAUCGUUGCUGUCCUUGAAGGCGCAGAUGUCCAAAAAUGCCCGGGGCGUGGCUGAGCUGAAUGGCACCAAUCACACCAAUGGUACCUCUGGGACUUCGUGCCACAAUUGCUCCAUGUCCAACCAGACCGCGCACCAGAAGUUGGAAGACUUGGUGAAGAACGUCUUGCAGCGUGACAUGAACGAGAGCAAUGAUAUGCCUGACCCAGUGGGUGACGCCAGUGGUGGAAGUUUGGGGCAAAACUUGGAGUUUCUCUAUUUGAAAGUAGCUCAAUUGGAGACGGCAGUGGAGCUGCAGGGCAUCGAGUUUCGCUUCGCCAAACAGGAACUUCAACAUGCCCAGCUGGAGAUUCAAUCCUUGAAGGAUCGCUUGGAUCACAAAGACGUGGCCUUGAAGCAGGUCAGCAGCAAAUGUGGUGUAGCAGCCGACGAGGAGCCCAAGUUGGAACAUAAGCAUCGCACCGCCUGGCUGCAACAGGUGAAGAAGCAGCGGCAACAGCAACGGCGAGGGGCAGAUGGCCACACGAAGGGCUUGUUGCUGUCGGUUCUGAAGAAGCACCAACACCAAACCCAGCGCCGCUGGAGUGAUAAGCAUCCGCCGCAGGCCUCCGCAGCUGCGUCACUUUCCCAACGUGCCUCCCAGACGGGCGCGGCGCAGACCGGGGCUGGUGCCGGCGGCGCGGAGGGGGCCGACUUGGAUCGGACGGUGGCGUCCAAGGGAAGCGUCCCCGUCGUGGAUGACAUCGUGGACGCGGGUGAAGAUGUGGUGGAUGUCGUGACAGACGGCUCGGGCUUGGUGGGAGACGCCUUGAGCGAUGCGUACAACGAGGCGUCGGACAAGGUUGCUUUUGUGGCCAACACAGUGAUUGACACUGUGGAGCAAGCGAUCGCGAUUCUGAGCCAAGGUUUCGAUUGGGGUGCCAGCUGUCCCAACUGGCGGGGGCCUUCCAUGUCCAUCAGCGAGUCAGACAUCUCAGUGGACUGGGGCAGGCAGCGGUGUAGACUCACCUUGGUGGGGCAAAGCUUGACACUCUUCGAUCUCAACUUCGGCACCACCACGGUGAACUUCCCAGCACCGAUUCGCGCCAUGGUGGGUGUGGGGAAGAAUGUUGAGAGCUGCCUCUCUGGCAAUCCAUCCGCCACGGAUGUCUUCAAAUGUGUGGCUGCGGCGAUUGGCAGUGAGUGGAUUGCAGAUGUCCCAGCCUUCCAGAUCCUCUUCGGUUUGGCUGAAGAAGUGUCCAGCUGCUCCGGCAAUGCCUUGGAAAUUUUCACUUGCAUCGCUGGGAAGAUGGGGGCUGCCAUAUUGGAGACGGUGUCGCCUUUCAGUAUUUUGAUGCAGCUGGGCCCAAUGCUCUCCGAGUUCAUUGCCUUCUUCGCCGAGUUGGCCAGCGCCUUGAUCCACACGCUUCUCUCAGAGAGCACCUCCCUGCUGCAGCAAGCGGUGGAGCAAACCCACUUCCCCAAGCCCGGGGAGAAGCCGCUCCAGUUGGCCGGCCCCAAGGGCCUCACCGCGCACGUGCGGCGCCAGAAAACCCGCCCCAGCCGCAGCCUCUUGCAGCGCGAGGCGCGGCAGGCGUCUGGCAAGCCGAGCAAUGAUGUGGACAACGGCAUCGUCGGCUUCGGCACCACGGAAGCGCAGCCGUAUGCCUCCAUGCUCAUCACACAAUUUGCGGGCGACGAGUUCGACACCGGUUCCUGCUUGGCCUUCGCGCCCAAGCACCGCACGGGCGCAGCGGGCAAUGUGACGCAGCGGGAUUGGCAAGUGCCCAGCAUGGACAGCCCGGAUUUUGUGAAGUUGGAACCGUGGGCGGUGCCGUGUGAUAACCAGUGGGCCAAAGACAAUCCCAGCAAAUGGGAAGGCUACUCCUUCUACACCUACGAAUCCGUCAUCGAGAAGUGUGCUGCCAUCACCUAUUCCAUGUCGGCCCAGCCAGUGAUUUCCUUUGUGGGUGGCCUGGAGUUCGAUUUGCUCCCCGCGCCGCUGAUGGAGGUCACCACGGAGGUCUGUUGGCCCGACCGGGUGACGGCACCGGAUCUGAGUUUGAUCGUCUUUACGGCGCGCAGCGCUGGCAUCGUACUCUUCACCCACACCAUCCGUUUGCAUCGACGCUUCGGCAACAACACCAACUUCACUGACGGCAAUUUCAAGGAUUCGGUUGAGCGGCCCAGGAACUAUUUCGGAAAAGGCACUGGAGAUGAUGACGACAAGGCGCUGCAGGUCCUGUCACGCGCCGCCCUGGCGCAGCUGAAUUCUACUGAGACGCCGAUGCAGAAGACGGUGUCCACGCCGAAGACACCGGCGCCUGCGUUCAGCGUGACCCAGGAGGAGCUGUUCCUGGCGUCUGCGAAGUACGACCGGAAGAUGGGGCUGAACAUCACCUCCAGAUUUGAAGGCCAGGCGGCUGUUGAGCGAGUCGAAGCUGUGCUGUCAAAGAAGAUGGCUGCCUUGCAGGAGGACGCCAACCUGGCGAGCCACGAGCUCUUCGAGUUGUCCAGUCCCUCGGGGUCCCUGGUGGGCUUCAGCGUUAAAGGCGAGUUGGCUGAAGGGAUGCUGCAAUUGGUGGUGCGCAUCAACUUUGGACCUGUGGAAUCACCAACAAAAACAAUUCCUCUCAUUGACCUGGUGGACAAUCUGCGCGUGGUUUUGGCGGCCUUGCCCUUCGUGUCACAGGCCAGCAAACAGAAGGCCAUUGAUGCGAUGUCGACCACCCAUUUUGAUCUGGAGAUGCCAGUGAAUGAAGUCUUAGAAACCUUGACCCUGGACACUGGCGCCCAACUGCCCGGCCUUCGUGACGCCAUGGUGGUGCGCAAGAAUGGCAUUUGCAGCGUGCAGGCGGCGCUGGCCCCCAGCAACUGGGGGCAGUUGACCACGUUGCCGCCAGAGUGUCGCCCCAGUGGCACCCUCGUCUUCAAAGUGCCAACACAGAGCGCGGUGGCGCAGGUGGAUAUCACGGGACAGGGAGUCGUCAGUUGGAUGGAGGGUAGCCAGGAUAGCUGGCUCUCCUUGGGCGGCCUUGUGUUUCCUGCGGCAGCGCCGGGUUGGCCGUUGGAGUUAGUGAAUGGUUGGAGCAACUUCGGAGGCUUUUCUGAGGCCAAGUACAUCUUGGUUGGGUCCCUGUGCUUCCUGGAGGGAGUCAUCAAGGGAACCAAUUGGAACGCCAUGGCCCAGCUGCCAACACACUGCCUGCCCACAAAGAGGCAGAUGUUCAACGUCAACGUGCAGGGAGGAAAGAAUGCACGGGUGGACGUGUGGCCAGAUGGAAAGGCGGGAGAGGUCCAUGAAGCUUCGGCGCGUCGCGUUUUGGUUCAGAGUCAUGAGCGCCUAAACAGACGCAAGUGA
Molecule: messenger RNA, 3472 nt
Organism: Effrenium voratum
Lineage: Eukaryota; Dinophyceae; Suessiales; Symbiodiniaceae
Source: the annotation of a GenBank genome assembly